UUCAGUGAAUGAAGCUGUCAAGCAGAACUUCAUGGCUGCGUUGGGAUCACAUAUAAGGAAGGCUAUUGCACUGAAAAAGGGCGACACCGGCUGGGUGUUUGGUGGAGCGCUGAGGAAUGCUUGUCGAUUUCGAUUGCAGUGUUCCGCUUCGUAUGCCUUGAAUGAGAUAGAUGUCGCUGUGAUGCCAGGCCCGGGUGUAUGGAAAAUAUCGCCUGUUCAACCACAGGGCGUGGAUGUGGAUCGAUUUUGCCAAGAAUCCCUGCAGAAAAUAACGUGGACGUGGGUGAAUUUGCAGCGAGCGGAGCCCUUGAUGAGAUUUGGAUUCGAGGUGAACGACCGAGAUUUCUUCGACUUGCAAUCAUGGAUGCCUUGUUUAAGUGGCCUUUUUCCACCAAUGUUUUCUCGAGAAACGGAAGAUUUUUGCCUGAAGCCGGGAGUGAAAGAUGCAUCUGGAGCGUAUCUUCUCGACAGGAGUCCGAAGUACUUCGAACCCUUGCUGAAUUAUUUACGUACCGGGAAUUUAGUUCUGGACCAAAGCAUAAAUCCAAGAGGUGUUCUGGAAGAAGCCAAGUAUUUCGGGAUUGAGAGUCUGAUUCCUCUUCUCGAAGCGAUGCAGCCUGUAGCAGUUCCGAAAGACCAGCAACCCCUCACAAGACGGGAUGUUGUGGAGGCGUUGAUUCAGUCUCCUUGCACAUCUCCAUUGAGAUUUCAGGGAGUGAAUUUAGCGGGUGCUGAUUUGUCGAGAUUGGACCUGCGGUACAUCAACUUCAAAUACGCGUGUUUGAAGAAUUCCAAGUUGACUGAGGCGAACCUGAGUUAUGCAUGCUUUGAGCGAGCGGAUUUGUCGGGAGCGGAUCUCGAGUCAGCGUCACUAUUGGGUGUGAAAAUGUUGUGUGCCAAUAUGGAAGCGGAUUUGUCGGGAGCGGAUCUCGAGUCAGCGUCACUAUUGGGUGUGAAAAUGUUGUGUGCCAAUAUGGAAGGUGCCAAUCUUAGAAAGUGCUCAUUUUGCGAUCCUUCGGGAACUGCCAGCAACCUCGAAGGAGUGAAUUUGAAGGGAGCAAACCUCGAAAACAGCGACAUGGAGCAUAUAAAUCUGAGGGUUGCCAAACUGCGGAAUGCGAAUGGAGUGAAUUUAGCGGGUGCUGAUUUGUCGAGAUUGGACCUGCGGUACAUCAACUUCAAAUACGCGUGUUUGAAGAAUUCCAAGUUGACUGAGGCGAACCUGAGUUAUGCAUGCUUUGAGCGAGCGGAUUUGUCGGGAGCGGAUCUCGAGUCAGCGUCACUAUUGGGUGUGAAAAUGUUGUGUGCCAAUAUGGAAGGUGCCAAUCUUAGGAAGUGCUCAUUUUGCGAUCCUUCGGGAACUGCCAGCAACCUCGAAGGAGUGAAUUUGAAGGGAGCAAACCUCGAAAACAGCGACAUGGAGCAUAUAAAUCUGAGGGUUGCCAAACUGCGGAAUGCGAAUGUGCGUAACUGUGACCUGAGAGGAGCUUGUCUUGCCGGU
Messenger RNA from Notodromas monacha, 1501 nucleotides. Lineage: Eukaryota; Metazoa; Arthropoda; Ostracoda; Podocopida; Cyprididae. The record is from the annotation of a GenBank genome assembly.